CAUGGUCUUUCUUUAUAUAAUAUAUUGUUAUAUCAUCAAUGUACGUGUGUCUCUGUUCCAGCAUCAUCAAUCUAUAAAUUUGUUUCUCCUUCAUAUCAGCUCAACCAUCAAACUAGCUAAGAUGUGUACUCAUCACUUGAAUCCAUUGGCAAUCUUGUCAUCCUUUUGCUUCCACAUUGUUGCUCUUCUCAUGUGCAUGAUCUUGAUCACCUCUACAACAGUUACUGCGAGUGAGAUCGACCGAGUAGCGUUGCUUGAAUUCAAGGCCAAAAUAGAAGACGACCCAUCAGGAGUUUUUAACUCCUGGAAUGAUACCACCCAUUUCUGCCAGUGGCAUGGUGUUACGUGUGGUAGAAGGCACCAAAGAGUAACGGCACUGGAGCUAAUUUCCUUGAAGCUUUCUGGCUCUAUAUCGCCACAUAUUGGCAACUUGAGCUUCUUAAGAGACUUGCGUCUCUACGACAACAAUUUCAUCGGCGAGAUCCCUCCACAGAUUGCUUCCUUGCGCAGGCUGGAAAGAUUAGACCUAGCCAAUAAUUCACUUGGUGGUGAAUUCCCUCCAAAUAUUUCUUCUUGCUCCAACCUUAUUCUCAUUCAAUGCAGCAACAACAAUCUGGGAGGAGUGCUUCCUGUGGAGAUCAGCUCCUUGCUCAAGCUCCAAAGACUUUCUCUAUCAAACAACCAUUUUACAGGAACUAUCCCUCCAUCUUUCGGAAAUAUGUCUUCCCUUGAUGCACUCAUUCUCUAUCAAAAUAAUCUGUCAGGGAAUAUUCCAUCCACACUAGGUCAACUGAGGAACCUCACAAUAUUUGCACUCUCUCAGAAUAGAUUUUCAGGUUUGAUCCCAAAUUCAAUUUUCAAUCUUUCUUUAGUUAGAGUUUUAGAUAUAGGAUCUAAUUACCAGAUCCAAGGCACUCUUCCACCCGACUUGGGCAUUUCUCUUCCAAAUCUGUACUUCUUCUCCAUCUCCAGAAACCAGUUCACUGGAACCAUUCCCAAUUCAAUAUCCAACGCCUCAAACUUGGAAGUGCUUCAGCUAGAUGAAAAUCAGUUUUCUGGGAGAGUGCCUUCCCUAGAAAAGAUUCAAAGGCUUCGUUGGAUAACUGUGUUUACCAACAAUCUUGGGAGUGGGAAAGAUGAUGAUUUGACCUUUCUCUCAUCUUUGGUCAAUACUACCACUCUAGAAGCCAUACAAAUAGGUGUCAACAACUUUGGAGGGCAGUUGCCUGAACAAAUCAGCAACUUCUCAAGAAAGCUCUGGCACUUGUCUUUUGAUCAAAAUCAAAUAGUUGGAAGCCUUCCAAUUGGGAUAGAGAAUCUCAUCAACUUGAACAGUUUUCAAGCAUCCGACAACAAACUCUCAGGCAGCAUUCCUUCCAGCAUUGCAAGGCUUCAAAACCUUAACAUGUUGUAUCUUUUUGGCAACCGUUUUUCAGGCUCCAUUCCUUCCUCAAUUGGAAAUCUGACCAGGUUACUCUCACUUCGUUUGAGAGGAAAUAAUCUUCAUGGCAGCAUUCCUUCCAGUCUAGCAAAAUGCCAAAAUUUGCUAGAAUUGGAUCUUUCUCUCAACAAUUUCAGUGGAGCCAUACCCGCAGAAAUCAUGGAUCUUUCCACCUUAUCGAUUGUUCUUGAUUUGUCAUAUAAUCGUCUAAGCGGUUUUCUUCCCCAACAAGUACAAAACUUGAGGAAUUUGGGUUAUUUGGAUGUUUCCAAUAACAUGCUGUCUGGUGAGAUUCCUAAUAGCCUUGGAAAUUGUAUACGCUUGGAAAAUCUGUACAUGGAAAGCAAUUUUUUUCAAGGGAAUAUUCCUUCAUCUUUGAGUUCAUUGAAGGGACUUCAAGGGUUAGAUCUAUCUCGCAACAAUUUCUCAGGACAGAUUCCGGAGUUCUUGGGCAGGGUCCAGAUGCUGCAAGUUCUGAAUUUGUCCUAUAACAACUUCGAGGGUAUGGUACCCACUGAAGGAAUUUUCAAGAACGCAACUGCAACUUUAGUUAUGGGAAAUCGCGGGCUUUGUGGCGGCAUUGCUGAAUUGCAGUUGCCCAAAUGCAGUUUUGACAAGCCGAAGAAGAGAAUAAAUCUGAGAACGAAGAUGGUAAUCUCCAUAAUUUCUCUGCUUCUAGGGAUAACGACUGUGCUCACAUGUUUAUCUUUUUGGUGGUUAAGAAAGAGAAAAGGAAAAUGUACAUCAGAAGAAUCAGGGAACAUGCUAUUGGAGGUGUCUUAUCACAGUAUCCUAAGAGCUACUAAUGAAUUCUCCUCAGCAAAUUUGAUUGGCACCGGUAGCUUUGGUUCUGUAUACAAAGGGAUUCUCGAUGGACAAGGAACGGUAGUUGCUAUUAAGGUGCUCAAUCUUAUGCGUCAGGGAGCUUCUAGGAGUUUCAUAGCUGAGUGUGAAGCCUUGAGAAACGUUAGACAUCGAAACCUUGUCAAAAUAUUGACAGUGUGUUCAAGCAUUGAUUUUCAGGGCAAUGACUUUAAGGCUUUGGUUUAUGAGUAUAUGGUUAAUGGGAGCUUGGAGGAAUGGUUACAUCCUUCUCCGAUGUUGGAUGAACAGCCAAAAUGUCUAAAUCUUCUCCAGAGACUAAGUAUAGCCAUUGAUGUUGCUUGCGCAUUGGAAUACCUUCAUCACUUUUGCCAAAUACCGAUAGUUCACUGUGAUCUCAAACCGAGUAAUGUUCUUCUUGAUGAUAAAAUGACAGCACAUGUUGGUGAUUUUGGAUUAGCAAAGCUCAUUUCUGAAAGCAACUUUCAAUCUCCUAUGAAUCAAACAAAUUCAAUCGGAGUAAGAGGGACUAUUGGCUACAUUCCUCCAGAAUAUGGUGUGGGAAGUGAAGUGUCUACAUAUGGUGAUACAUACAGUUAUGGUAUACUUUUGCUAGAGAUAUUUACUGGAAAGAAGCCCACAGAUGACAUUUUUGGAGAAGGUUUGAAUCUUAUCGACUUUGUUAAGAGAGCUUUACAUGAAGACUCGAUGCAAAUCGUGGAUCCUAAUCUUCUUGAUGACAAAAAGAAUAACAAUAGUAUUUCUAAUGAGUGCUUAAUUUCAAUAUUUGAUAUUGGAAUUUCUUGUUCUGCUGAACUGCCUCAUGAGCGUAUGAAUGUCAGGGAUGUUGUUGCUCGGCUCAGCACUAUCAGAAUCAAACUUCAAGGAGUUUGA
Messenger RNA from Manihot esculenta (cassava), 3157 nucleotides. Its product is annotated as probable LRR receptor-like serine/threonine-protein kinase At3g47570. The transcript is spliced from 2 exons. Lineage: Eukaryota; Viridiplantae; Streptophyta; Magnoliopsida; Malpighiales; Euphorbiaceae. Bases 2 to 3157 code for a protein of 1051 amino acids. Gene Ontology annotation, biological process: protein phosphorylation. Gene Ontology annotation, molecular function: protein binding; ATP binding; protein kinase activity. The record is from RefSeq and is a predicted model, not a curated record.